AAUCACCAGCAUCCCAACUUGUUUCUUGCAGAGUUCUUGCUUGUGUAUACAUACCAUACCACAGGCCACUGCUGAAUCCAUGGCGAAAUGCUUCCUGGUGCUCGCCUUCUUGGCGUUUCUCCUGCCAGCGGCCUACGCGAUGUGCCACCCUGACGACCUCCAAGCGCCGCGGGGCUUCGCCAGGAAGAGCAAUAGAAGAACACUCCAACAACAACAGCCAAAUACCAUUACUGGGACCAACAACAGUGUCAGAUCUGGGAGUGGUAAUAUUGUAUCUGGGAACAGCAACACUGUCGUAUCUGGGGACAACAACAAUGUUUCUGGGAGCAACAACACAGUCACAUCUGGGAGCAACAAUGUCAUAGUUGACAGCAACCAUGUCGUAACUGGGAACAACAAUACUGUAUCUGGCAGGAACAAUAUGGUAACUGGGAACAAUAAUGUUGUAUCAGGGAGCAACCAUGUCGUGUCCGGGGACAACAAAGUCGUAACUGGCGGUUAA
Messenger RNA from Triticum aestivum (bread wheat), 502 nucleotides. RefSeq lists its product as uncharacterized. The record is from RefSeq and is a predicted model, not a curated record. Bases 80 to 502 code for a protein of 140 amino acids. NCBI's taxonomy places the organism in Eukaryota, Viridiplantae, Streptophyta, Magnoliopsida, Poales, Poaceae. The transcript has 2 exons.